GAAGAUUGCAGAUGCAGAUGAGGUGAGGUGAGAAUUGAGGGAAGAAAAAUGAUUUGCAGAGUGGUGACACCUUUUCCAUUAUCGUCCUCUUCUUCACCCGCCCACCGCCCCAUUCGAUGUACUACAGAACGUCGAGCUUUGUUUAAUCGCAUUGCCCCUGUUUACGAUAACUUAAAUGAUUUGUUGAGUCUGGGUCAGCAUCGAAUAUGGAAAAGAAUGGCUGUUUCCUGGAGUGGGGCAAAAGUGGGAGAUUGUGUUUUAGAUUUGUGUUGUGGGAGUGGAGACUUGGCUUUCCUCUUGUCUGAGAAAGUUGGGUGCAGUGGCCAGGUGACUGGUCUUGAUUUCUCAAAGGAGCAGUUAUCAGUUGCUGCGUCGAGGCAGCAGUUGGCCUCUAAACCCUGCUACAAGAAUAUUGAGUGGGUCGAAGGUGACGCACUUGAUUUGCCCUUUCCUGAUGGUCACUUUGAUGCUAUUACUAUGGGUUAUGGUCUUCGAAAUGUAGUAGAUAAGCGUAAAGCUUUGCAGGAGAUGUAUAGAGUGCUAAAAGCAGGCUCUAGAGUAUCUAUUCUUGACUUUAAUAAAAGCACCCUACCAGUUAGUACCUUCAUCCAGGAAUGGAUGAUCGACAAUGUUGUUGUCCCAGUUGCAACUAGUUAUGGGCUUGAACAGGAGUACAGAUAUUUGAAAAGUUCAAUCAGAGAAUUCUUAACAGGUAAGGAAUUGGAGAAGUUGGCAUUGGAAGUAGGUUUUUUCGAAGGGAGACAUUACGAGAUUGGUGGAGGCCUCAUGGGAGACUUAGUAGCAAAACGUUGAGUUUAUGCUUUUCCUAGAAACAUGUUAUUUCUCAACAUGUGAGACAAGAUUGCCAAAAACAACAAAAAAUAUAUUUGUCACUAUUCUACUCAAAUUUCCUUUUAUUAUAUGCAUCUUAAUCUGUUGUCUACUUGUCGAAAAUUUGGAAGUUUUUAUUGUUUGUGAACUCACUAGAUAAUACAAUUGUAAUGGAGUAACCCCAAAAUCUUUACAAA
Messenger RNA from Humulus lupulus (European hop), 1028 nucleotides. RefSeq names its product 2-phytyl-1,4-beta-naphthoquinone methyltransferase, chloroplastic. Gene Ontology annotation, biological process: phylloquinone biosynthetic process. The transcript is spliced from 8 exons. Gene Ontology annotation, molecular function: 2-phytyl-1,4-naphthoquinone methyltransferase activity. The record is from RefSeq and is a predicted model, not a curated record. The coding region runs from base 49 to 813 and encodes 254 amino acids. NCBI's taxonomy places the organism in Eukaryota, Viridiplantae, Streptophyta, Magnoliopsida, Rosales, Cannabaceae.